Messenger RNA from Candoia aspera, 3678 nucleotides. RefSeq names its product photoreceptor cilium actin regulator (gene PCARE). Gene Ontology annotation, cellular component: photoreceptor outer segment; photoreceptor inner segment. NCBI's taxonomy places the organism in Eukaryota, Metazoa, Chordata, Lepidosauria, Squamata, Candoiidae. The transcript has a single exon. Bases 1 to 3678 code for a protein of 1225 amino acids. Gene Ontology annotation, biological process: protein localization to photoreceptor outer segment; photoreceptor cell outer segment organization. The record is from RefSeq and is a predicted model, not a curated record.
AUGGGGUGUACUCCUUCACGUAGUGAUAUUGUUAAGAAUCAUGAAAAACAUGGAACAAAGUUGAUGAAUAAAAGAAUUCAGUUAGUUGAUCGGGGAGGUGAAGGUUUUUCAUUCCCUUUGCUGAUCAAAGGCUCCUCUUCUUAUGAUACUGAACGGAUAAGACAGGGGGAGGCUCAAGUUAAAGAUAGCUUCUUCAAAAAUUUAUCAAAUGAAGAGAAGGAUGUUAAUUUCUAUUCCUCCUCUGAGGACCCUUUGCUACCUGAACUGGACCAGGAAGAGAAAGAAAUUGAAAAGGUAGUCUCAGAGACUGAGAUAGCCAUUUCUGAAUUGAUGGAGUCAGACAAAUAUAUAGCAGAAGCAAUUAUGGUCAAAAAGCAAAUAAAAUGUGAAUCAGAAAAGGUUGAUUUUACUGUGGAAGAUAAAAGUGAAAGCAACAAAAAUCAAAACCUCAAAAAUGGGAAGAAGCAAAAGAACAGGCAGGGAAAACCAGGCCGGCCUUGCAAAACUAAAGAGAAACCCAGUCCUUCUAUAUGUAAGCCUGAGAAAAAGAUAGAUUUCCCAGAUGCACUUGUUAAGGCCCAUCAAAAUACAUAUGCCUAUCUCAAUCCCAGUCUUUCCAAAUAUGAGGCUAUCUUAUGCAUGACCCAUCAGGUCAUUGAAACGCAACUAAUUGUGCAACAAAUGGUGAACUUUUUGCUUUUUCGUUUUGAUGAAAUCAACCACCUUUUAGAAGAAAUGACUGAAGAUGGAGAAGAUCUUCUCAAAGAAGUAGGAUGGAACCUGGCUUGGCCAGCUGGCAAAGAAAACCCAAAAGAGCAGCCAGAUCUUUUGCAACAAUUACUACAAUAUACAGUCAACAAAAUGCAGUUGUUAAAUGGAACUGUGGCUUCUUUAGCCUCUGAUGUCCUACAGGAAUCUUGCAGCUUUUUGCAGUCUGCAAGUAGCCGCUUAGAAGAAAAAAUGAAAGCAAAGCAACAUUUUGAUGAACGCUUGCUCAGGAUAAUAAAACUUCUUGAAGAAUCUGCAGCUGGAUCUCCCUAUCCUUACCUUGAUGAUUUGACUCUUUAUUCUGAAGACAGUGGAAUAGGCAUUGACAGUGAAUCAGUGAAAGAUUUAAAUCUUACUAAUAAGCAUGGAAUGGAAACGAAUUGUGAUUCCUAUUCACAUGUUCAGACAUCCCUAAAUCAGAACAGAAAAUCAAGAGAAAACAAAUGUCCAUGCAACUCCAGGGAUGGUAUAACCAAGUCCCAUGACUGUGGGCUAGAAAAACAGUUUAAGAAUAUAUCUUGCUCACCUCCACAGACUAGGAAUGCAGUGUUAUCAUCUCAGGUAGCAUCAGAAAGUGGAUCUACCUUUCUCCAAUGUCAAAACAUCUUGAAAACUUUUAACUCUGGGCACUGUGAUAUAACCCAUGAAAGUAAUAGCUUCAGACAGAGUGAAUUGGCCAGUAUUUCUUCCACAAAUGAAAACAGUAGUGCCAACAGUUUAUCUGAGGAAGAAUAUGACACUAUAAGUCUGCCUGAAAAAGAAAAAAAUAUUUUAUUUAAAAGAUCUACAUCUUUUCCUGCAGCAAGAGAGAAUAGAAAGAAGCCUUCCACCAAACGAAUAGAGAGCCCAGAUAAUGAGGAGAUAAUACUCAAAAUGAAAGAUGCCAUUAGUGAAAAGAUAAAAUUUGUUCCAGCUACAAGUGGACAAAGGGGGUGGGUGGAAGAUGAAAAUGGAAAAGAAUUUCCAAGACCUAGUACAGCCUCUGGGUGCCAGAAGACACCAGUUAAACAGAAACGGUCUAGGUCUGAGGAGUCUCUGAAAAGUCAUGCUGAGGACCCAACUCUUUUGGAACUUCAAAGGACUCAAAAAGAUCUUGACAGAAGGCUAGAAUUAUUUUAUAAAUUAAAUAGAAAAGAGGAAAUCAAUGAUACAUUGGAAACACUGAAUCCAAAAGAAUUGUGUGACCUACAAAAUUUUGAGCAUGUUACUCAUAGACCUUCCACCAAUAAACUGAGAGCAUCUUUUGCUAAAAAUUUCAGUAUAGUGCCUGAUCCUUCAUGUAGAUACAGUGAAAAUGUAAAAUGUAGAAAAUCUGUCACAAGUGACAUGUCUUCAAAAGAUUUGAUAUCGAGAAAAGAAAAUUAUUCUGGGACACCCAAACCGAACACUCCUCGUAAAUCUGUGAAAAAGUUAAUAGAAACAUUUAGCUCAUCUGAAAGUCUGGUGAAACCCACAAGCUUAAGAACAUUGGGCCCAAUAAAAUGUGUCAGAAAGUUUGGACUUCGAAGUAUUUCUCCCAACCUUCCACUUCCUAGAGGACUUGUGCCCUUAAAUCACAAACAUAAAGUUUCACCAUUGGAAGAUACCAGUUGCAAAAACAUCAGAACUAGUCGUUGUACUCUUAGUAGCAAUAGCUCACUUGUACUUGCAAGUAGCUGUGAUACAAAUGAGGAUUCUGGUGAGGUUGAUAUGGACAACUUGCCUCCUCCACCUCCUGAAAUGUUAAUGGACAUUUUAUCUGAAUCAACUGAAUCUUCAGAAGAUGUAAAGACAGAAGAAAACUACUUGGAAGUGGCUGAUAAGACUGCCAAAACAAAUGAACAGUGCACCACUAAGAAAAUUACUCAGAUUUCUCAGCGGAUGAAACUUUCCCUCUGUUCAAUUGACCUGUUACCAAAUAAGAAUCUUACCAAUCCCCCAGUUGCCAACAAAGCACCCAAUAAUGGGGUGGAUACCAUACCAAAUAAAUAUUUUGUAGAGUUGAAUUCAACUUAUAUGUCUGAUUGCUGCAAAAGGGAUCAUGAAAUAGAAAAAGUUGCAGAUCUGUAUAAACAGUCUUGUAAAAUAAUACCUCUUCCAAAUCCUAAAGAAACAUUAGAACAGAAUGGGAGCAAUCCAGGAAACAAGAAUAGUAGUGAAUCUCCUCUAGCUGAAAAGCGAAGUUCCCCCAAUUUAUUAAAGAAAAAUGAGAAAAUGUCAGGUUUUAUCAGCCGAGUAUCACCAGUAAGAAUGCCACCUUCAUCACCUCCCAAUCAGAAGAGGUUUCCAAGUCCAUCAGUUUAUCACAGACCUAUUCAUCAAGUUUCUUCUCCUACUCUGCAUCAACAAUCUGGACCCUCGACUCACUCCAAGGCAACAAACCCCCCAAUACAGAGGAAGGUGGUUUCCCCACCAACUCAGCAAAAUCUCUCUAAUCCUCCAGUGAUACGCAAACAACAAAGCCCCCAGAGUCAGAAAGUGUCCAGUCUACCACCCCAUGACCAAGAAGCAAAUGCACCUCCUUUUGCAACUACUCCAUCCCCGUCUACUUCCCCAUCUCAGUUGCAUAAAUGCUUACAAAACAAUAUGGACUCCAAGGAUGAGCAGUAUUCUGCCUCCCCCAAGAUUGUUAGCAAUGCUCACUCAAUAUUUUGUCCAGCUACUUCCUCUUUAUUUGAAGCCAAGCCAGUGGUGUCAUCAAACAUCAACCCAAUGGGGGUGGCUGUGGCCCAGCCUGAAGCCUCAACAUGUGCAUGGAGAAAUAGCAUGCAGCUCAGGCAAUUUGUGGACCAACAGAGGAUGACCAUCAGUGCUGCCAGUCCUCAGCCUUUCCUCAGAAGGAGCUUCUCUGACCACAGGCCUGGAUUCCAGCUUCCACUGCCAUUGUUUGUUACAGCAGAGAGUGACCCUGUGCUUAACCAAACAAGGUAA